AUGGGGCUCGUCGAGCAGCUGGCCGGAUUUUCCACGGAGGUGGCCGCUGCCAAGGGCCCUCUACGUCCUCUGCUGAGCGCCCGCAACGCAUUCAUUUGGACCGAAGACCAUGACAGCGCGUUCGCGGCAGUCAAAGCCGCACUCACAGCGCCGCCUAUCUUGGCCCAUUUUGACCCAGAUCUGGAAACGUCCCUCCAAGUGGAUGCUUCCCGCAAGCAGGGGAUGGGUUACGCUCUACUCCAGCGCCACGGAUCAAUUUGGAAGCUGGUGGAUGCCAACUCCCGUUGGUGUACCGACACUGAGUCAAGAUACGCCAUAGUGGAGUUAGAAUUGGCGGCGGUCGAGUGGGCGAUGAGUAAAUGCCGCUUGUAUCUGCUGGGCCUACCUCACUUCCGCCUUGUCGUUGAUCAUCAAGCCCUCGUCACCAUCCUCGACAAAUAUACGCUAGAUGCCGUCGAAAAUCCAAAACUGCAGCGUUUGAAAGAGCGCCUUUCCCCUUUCAUCUUCACAACAGAGUGGCGCAGAGGCCGCGAUCACGCCAUUCCAGACGCCUUAUCUCGAGCUCCCGUCCACGAUCUGGGCCCAGACGACGAAGCUGCCAACACGGACGCCUCGUCCUUUGCCCGACACGUUGUUCUGGGUCAGAUCCAGGUCUUGCAACGCAACACCGACGACACCGCGGAGCCAGAUCCCGGCACUGAACCCGACCACCUGCCGGACCCCAUGCUGGACCAACUGAGAGCGGCGGCCGCGGCUGACGCCGACUACAGAGACCUUGUGACGGCCAUUUCGUCUGGUUUCCUCACUCCUCGAGACAAAACGUCAAAGUCGGUGCGCCAGUAUUGGGCCAUCCGAGAAGCCUUAUCAGUCGAUAACGGAAUCGUCCUUUUCGGCCGCCGGAUCAUCGUUCCACUAUCCGCCCGGUGCAAGACGGUCUAUUGGCCUGGAAUCUCCAACGAAAUAACCUUCUUAGUGGAGAGCUGCCAACCAUGCCAGGAGCGGCGGCCCCAUCACCAACAGGAGCCCCUCUUGCACGACCCCCUGCCUACGCGGGUGUUCGAGGACGUCUCCACGGACCUUUUCCAGUUCGGUCAGCUUCACGUUUUGGUGUACGUGGAUCGCUUAUCGGGCUGGCCCGUUGUUCAUCGAUGGUUCCAUGAUCCGUCCGCCCGCGAGGUUUCUCAGGCCAUCGUGGAGUCUUUCACCAAUCUCGGCGUCCCGGCAAUACUUUGGUCCGACAACGGCCCUCAAUUUGAGGCACAUGCUUUCCAGUCCAAGUUACGCAACUGGGGAGUCGUUUGGGGCAAUUCGACCCCGGGCUACUCCCAAAGCAACGGGCAUGCCGAGGCGGCGGUGGCGGCCAUGAAGGAUCUCGUAGCCAAAAUUGCGCCAACCGGCGACGUGACGUCGGAAGCUUUCGCCCAGGGGAUGCUGGAGUUCCGGAACACCCCCAGAGAAAAUGGACUCUCCCCGGCAGAGAUGGUGUUCGGCCACCAACUGCGAUCCAUCGUCCUAGCGCAUCGAUCCUCCUUCGCGACCCAGUGGCAGAAAGUUAUGGAAGCAAUGGAUCGCCAAGCGGAACUCGACGCCGUCAUUAAAUUCCGCUACGACGAACAUGCCCGGCCAUUGGGGCCACUUUCUGUUGGCACAGCCGUACGCGUCCGAGAUCCGAAGUCCAAACUGUGGGACAAAGUUGGGUUCAUCGUGGCCAUCGGUCGGUACCGGUCAUACCGCAUCAAAUUCGCGAGCGGCAGCGUCCUAUGGCGCAAUCGACGUUUCAUCCGCCCCAUGUCGGCGAUUCCGGACAGCGGUGCAACUCCUUCCGGCGGGGCGAGCGGCGAUGGUGACCACGAGUCGAGCUGCGGCCUAACGGGCGUGAACGACUCCCCCACUCCUUCCGAUGUAGCAACUGUUCCGGCCGCCAGCGAUCAACAUCCAAGACCACCUGUACGACGCGGCACGCGCGCACGAAGAAACAAAGUCCAUUUUGAGUGUGACGGAUUCUAA
This is a messenger RNA of Daphnia pulex (common water flea), 2007 nucleotides long. RefSeq lists its product as uncharacterized. The record is from RefSeq and is a predicted model, not a curated record. The transcript has 2 exons. Bases 1 to 2007 code for a protein of 668 amino acids. Gene Ontology annotation, molecular function: nucleic acid binding. Lineage: Eukaryota; Metazoa; Arthropoda; Branchiopoda; Diplostraca; Daphniidae. Gene Ontology annotation, biological process: DNA integration.